Molecule: messenger RNA, 1682 nt
Organism: Punica granatum (pomegranate)
Lineage: Eukaryota; Viridiplantae; Streptophyta; Magnoliopsida; Myrtales; Lythraceae
Source: RefSeq, a predicted model, not a curated record
AACAGGAGCAAAGCAAAAGUAAAACCACACACUCUUCUUUCAGGUGCUGGUGCUCAGGCGCAGGAGCAGGGCUUCAAAAUCUCUCUCCUCUUGUUGAUCAGGAUGAGCAAGAAGGCAUAAGAAAGAGAAGCAGGGCACCCCCAGCGAUGGCAAUGGCGAUGGCGAUGGGGGAAGAGAGAGCACGACCUGGGCCAGGAGAAGAAGAGAAAUGGUUGACUCACUACUCAUCAAACCACUCUAUACUGUUGGUGGGCGAAGGAGACUUCUCUUUCUCUAAAGGCUUGGCUAUGGCUUUUGGCUCCGCCUCCAACAUUCAUGCAACUUCUUAUGAUACUUACGAUCAGUUGGUGAAGAAAUUCAAGCAGGCGAAAUCAAACUUGGGGAUUUUGAAAGAGCUGGGAGCUUCCUUGACACAUGGAGUAGACGCCACGAAAUUGAAAUGCUAUCCUGAUUUUCACCUGCAGGAAUUCGAUCGAAUCAUUUUCAACUUUCCUCAUGCAGGCUUCUAUGGAAAGGAAGACAAUACUCUUAUGAUCAACAUGCAUAGAGCACUUCUGGACGGAUUCUUUAGACAUGCUGGUGCCAUGCUUCGUCCCAAUGGUGAAGUACAUGUAAGCCACAAAAUCAGUCCUCCCUACAGCAAUUGGAAUAUCGAGGUCAUUGCAUCCCAGAAUUUUCUGGAACUGAUCGAGUGCGUGGAGUUUAGAAAGGAAGACUACCCGGAAUAUAACCAUAAGAGAGGAGCCAGUUUGAGGUGUGACGAACCAUUUCCUCUGGGUGCCUGUAGCACCUUCAAGUUCAGAUUGUUCGACAGAGCAAUAAAGAUGUCCCAGGCAUCACUCCUCGAAAGACCUCCUCAGAAAUGUUUUGGGACUCCAAUCCAAUGGCGGCAGCAGCCACAGAAUUCUUUUGGUCUUACUUAUCCUCACGCUGCACAGCUUCCAAAUGUAGGUUUGAUAGCAGAGCACGUGAAUCUGUCUCCUGCUAGUGGUCACAUAACAGGAAACAUGACUUUGCCAUUUGAGAUAAGCAUUAGAAAAGAAUAUCCAGGGUUCUCUGUUCAGCAGUUACAUGACAUGAGGAAGACUCCAGGAACAUUUUAUGAUGUUCAAGGGAAUUUUAUGGCAGGAACAUUUUAUGAUGUUCAAGGGAAUUUUAUGGCUGGCCACUACCCCGGGGUGUGUGUUGAAAGAUAUGAUUCCAGUUUCCCAAGUAGAACCUUAAAUGGAGACUUAUAUGCAGCUCGUGAACUUCAGCAUAUAAACGGCUUCAGAGUUUUAAGGUUGUGAAGGCGGUCACUACUUCCUGAUCAUCGAUUGAGUGUCAGUGACAGCAGGGAACUUCUGCAAAUAUCUGAAUUAAUCUAAGAAAGUUGAACUGGCUGUUAGAUUCUAGAAUGCUUUGGGGGAUUAGACCUCAAAUAUCCUCUGUGAAUACCGGUUGUGACAUUAGAUGCACCGGAGAGUGGAGACUUCUUCGCCUGCUUCAGAGUGGAGAUUUCUAUCCUCAACAUUAAAAGUUGGGUUAACAUUAUACUCACCUGGUAAAUAUAUUUUGUAAGCAUUAUCAUUGAUUUUGAUUAAGACUUAGAAUGGCCCAAUUCCGCGUGGACUCAAUUUGGAUUUCCGUUGGUUUGGAAAUCUUUCCUUCCUUAUAUGAACCCACUACCAAUUACUUUCUUC